Molecule: messenger RNA, 876 nt
Organism: Oikopleura dioica
Lineage: Eukaryota; Metazoa; Chordata; Appendicularia; Copelata; Oikopleuridae
Source: the annotation of a GenBank genome assembly
AUGGAAGUCGCCAACAUCGCCACCCCAAGUCCUUCGGAAUCCACGGAGCCGGAGCAAGAGCCGACUGUCAUCAUCUUCGGCUACGAGCUCAAUCCCCUGUCUCCCGAACUCAAGGAGCGAUAUCAUGUCGCAGGAAGAGUCCCAAGAAGGAAGUCAAUGAACUUGGAGGACGCGAGAGCUUACGAGGUUCUCCCAGUCGACCUGAAGAUCAAACAGCUCAUUCAAUAUCUGCUGGUAGAGGAUUUACGAUCGGGCAAUCAGCCGAUUGAGUGGUCAUUCACCGACCCUUCGGACAAGUUCUGCUGGGUGACGUCGAUCCAAAGUCAUGAAGUGUUUCCAUACUUUCUCUACAAAGCCGCAUGGGAUGAAGACUUCGAGGCGAUCCAAUGGGGCGAACACAACCAAGGGGAAACGAUCUUGGUUAACUUCGAGCUCCUCUUUAUGUUUGCCCAAGGCCACGGAGAAUUCGCCUGUUACCGGCCAACGAACUACGAAGACAACUUUGUAGCCGGACAGGCGAACCGACUCGAGCACAAUCUCGUGCACAUUUACGGUUUCAAUGGUAUCGGCUGUGAAAAUUUGGAAGAAGAUCGCAUGCUCAACGAGCAAUCCCACGUCCUCGACGGUUUCUUCGACAAACUGGACGGAAUCUGCCACAAGUACGGGCUCAACUCCGCGGGGCAAUGGCACGAGUUCCACCACUCCGACUUUUUUCAAAGCGACAAUCCCAAGAUCGAGGACCGCCACAGGCCGAAGAGAAAGAACUCCAAGUUUUUCAAAAUCUGCCAGACGCUGAAAAUCGACUAUCGCGUCCGAAAAAAUGGCUUCGAGAAGAACGCUCAAGACGGAGUCCCAAAGCCGAACCGAAAAAAGUAG